AUGUUCAGGUGCCACAUCCACCAGAUGCUGUGCAUCGGCGGCAGCCAGUUCCCCUUCGGGUGGUCGUUCGUGUCCAUAGCUAAGGUGCCGAUGACGUGGAACCCCACGGAUGUCUGGACGGCGGAGGUGGAGCUGCCCGCCGGUAUGCGCCUGGAAUACAAAUACGUGAUACUGGAAGAGCAGGACUGGACGAAACAGGAGGAUGAAGACGCAGAAGGCGUCAUGGAAUGGACAUACAGGACAGGGACUGAGCCUGGCCGGCCACCAGACGUGCAGACGAUUCGAAAGCAGAUGGCCAUCGUGGAUUGGCAACCCGGGCCCAACCGCGUUGUAGAUGUUCCCACUGUGGAGGAAUUGUCCAAGUUAAAACCUGGGGAGGCUGUGGCACGUACACCAGCACAGCCACGGCCCCUGGUCAGUUCCUCCUCCAUACGUCGCAGGAGCUCCACGCUGGCACUCUUUCCACCCCAAAGGAUGUGGGAGUUUGAGCAGCUAGGCAUGGAGCAAUCUGAACCCAGUCAAGUCGUGUGGGAGGAGCUCUCGAUCGAUGAGGAUGGGAGGCCAUUGUUGAAGCGCAACGAUGUGUGGCCUUACUAUAUUCACAAGGCGGACACUUCUUCCGAUCAGUAUCCUGAUUAG
Ostreobium quekettii is the source of this 639-nucleotide messenger RNA. NCBI's taxonomy places the organism in Eukaryota, Viridiplantae, Chlorophyta, Ulvophyceae, Bryopsidales, Ostreobiaceae. The record is from the annotation of a GenBank genome assembly.